Danaus plexippus (monarch butterfly) is the source of this 2944-nucleotide messenger RNA. RefSeq names its product phosphatidylinositol 4-kinase type 2-beta (gene Pi4KIIalpha). Gene Ontology annotation, cellular component: plasma membrane; trans-Golgi network; lysosomal membrane. Gene Ontology annotation, molecular function: 1-phosphatidylinositol 4-kinase activity. The transcript is spliced from 11 exons. Gene Ontology annotation, biological process: endosome organization; phosphatidylinositol phosphate biosynthetic process; Golgi organization. Bases 150 to 1487 code for a protein of 445 amino acids. NCBI's taxonomy places the organism in Eukaryota, Metazoa, Arthropoda, Insecta, Lepidoptera, Nymphalidae. The record is from RefSeq and is a predicted model, not a curated record.
GUCAUUGCUGUCAAUAAUCUUCUGCUUAUAAUCUAUAGGCACUGUCUAUCUAAAUGAGUAGAAGUGUUUGUGUUAAUGGUUGUAAAACAAAGAAUAUUACAAUUUUAAAUAGAUGAGGCUCGGUAGAGACCACCUUUUUAACUAUACUCAUGAGUACGGAAGAGACUCUGUUGAAUCUAGAUUUCGACAAACCCAGCACGAUUACGCCUCCCGAUGACGGUGUGGUGUCGCUUUCUAGCAGUGCUGAGGACAUUUGUUUAGUGCCAGAGGUCGGAUUCGAAGGAAACGUGGAUUCUCCAGGCGUCAACCGUGAGUCGCAGCCGCUGCUGGGCGGCCGCGGCGACUUAGAAGUCUCAUUCAAUCAUUUCCCAGAUGACCCUCAGUUCAGCGAGCUGGUGUGGCAGGCGGAGGUCGCUAUCGACAAUGGCAUCUUCCCCGAGAGGAUAUAUCAAGGUUCUAGCGGAUCGUAUUUCGUCAAAAAUCCAGGCGGGAAAAUCAUCGGUGUUUUCAAGCCAAAGGACGAAGAACCUUAUGGGAGGCUGAAUCCCAAAUGGACCAAAUGGAUGCACAAGCUCUGUUGUCCUUGUUGUUUCGGACGAUCCUGUCUCAUACCAAACCAGGGUUACCUCUCUGAAGCGGGGGCGAGCCUCGUCGACACCAAGCUGGGUUUACAAAUUGUUCCAAAAACGAAGGUGGUGAAAUUAGUGUCGGAGACAUUCAACUACCUGCGUAUAGAUCGAGAGAGAUCUCGACUGAAACGUGCCAUCACAGAACAGUUCCCUACCCUCAGGUUCAAUAGGAUGGGACUGCCCCCAAAGAUGGGUUCGUUCCAACUGUUUGUUGAGGGUUACAAAGAUGCCGACUACUGGUUGAGGAGAUUCGAACAGGAGCCUCCCCCGGCCCACCUCAUGACCAAAUUCCAGUUGCAGUUCGAGCGAUUGGUCGUCCUGGAUUAUAUGAUAAGGAACACGGACCGCGGCAACGACAACUGGCUCAUCAAGUACGACACCUCGGACAGAGACAUGACGCACCCCACGGAGUGGUCCGGGGGGUCCGAGGUUCGUAUCGCCGCUAUUGACAACGGGCUCGCGUUCCCCUUCAAACACCCUGACUCGUGGCGAGCUUACCCCUACCACUGGGCCUGGCUGCCACAGGCCAAGAAACCCUUCAGCCAGGACACUAAGGAGCUGGUGCUUCCACUUUUAUCGGAUAUGAAUUUCGUUCAGGAACUGUGCGAUGAAUUACACAUACUGUUCAAACAAGACAAAGGCUUCGACAAAGGUCUCUUCGAGCGACAGAUGUCUGUGAUGCGAGGUCAAGUGCUGAACCUCACGCAGGCGCUCAAAGACAACAAGAGUCCCGUGCAGCUCGUGCAGAUGCCGGCUGUUAUAGUUGAGAGGUCUAAGAGCGGGUCGACCUCGUCCCGUUUCUUCGACUCGUUCCAGCAACGGUUCCAGCACAAGUCGCCUUUCUUCUCCUGGUGGUGACGUCACGGUUAUAAAAGUGUAAUGUUAUACAGAUCACACGUAUGUAGGUUAUUGUACACUCCGCUGAAGUUGACCUGAGACAUUGUUUGUAUGGAGUUCGAAAUUCAAUAACCGGUUUGAAUCAAUGUGAAAUAAUUAAAUGAAUAUGUAAAGUUUUUUUUUGUAAAUAUGUUUGUGAAACACGUUUUUUCUAAUCUAUCGUGUUAUAUAUUAAUUCAGUUAUAUAAUUUAUUCAAUAUGUAGAAAAUGUUAAAAAUUUUAUAGAAUUCAAUAGUAACCAUCAAGGGUCGGUCAAUGACCCGCGGGCUAGUCGAAUGCUAUUUUAAUAUUAAGCACAUUUAAGCCAUUUUUUUUUUCAAAAUUUAAAUGGUAGAAAAAGGUUUUAACCCAAAAUACAGGACAGCGAUUUUAAGGUGAUAUUUUGAGAAGUAACUUUAUCGUUGUGCUAUUGCAAUCCAUAUCUGCUAGGGAGGGCUGUCGGUGACGCAAACAAUGUACAGGCGAAGUUGUCACGAUAUAUAAAUAUGCUGUGUCCAGUUUUGUAUGUGAAUCGUAAUAAUAACUCAUUGGACCACGGUUAGCUUAUGUAUUUAAGAAUUAAUUUCAAUAUAAAAAAAAAUUAUAAUAAUAUUAAAUAGACCGUAUUUAUUAACAAAUAUCAGUACUGUGAUAAACGCAUUAAUGUUAUUUUUAUGGAUUUUAGUUCGGUUCGAAACACUUCCUAUAAUUAAUUAUCUGUUCUCGUUUCUUGUUCGGUGUUGCCAUAAGCUUUUGGCCAAACUUUAUUUCCGGAUUUCACAUCCGCUGCAUGACUUCUCAUUUUAUUGUUUUAAAAUUAACUUUGAAUGUUAACUGUAAUGUCUAUUUCUUAUUUUAUUCAAAAUAUAUAUAUAAAGUUAAGUUAAUCAUUAUGGGUAUCAACAAGAAACGGAAUGCGAGUCCUCAGAAGUGAGAACAAUAGUUUUGUGCUGAAUAACAAAUUCGUUGUUAACUUCCCUAGUGUACUGAAAUUAUAGUGAUAAAAAACUGUCAUUUGGCACAAAAAUGUUUUUCUCAGAAUGUUGCUAAUACAAAAAAUAUACAAAUAAGAUAAAGGACAAUAGAUUCCUGGUGAAAAUAUACACAGUUUGAUGUGUAUAAUGUUUUAAUCGAGUAGUAAAAGCGAGUAAAGUCCAAGAAAAUAGACAUAGCUAGAGAUUUAACCCGACCGCUAUAGAAUACAUGUAUAGAGUAAAGCCGAUCAAGUUAGCUCGGCUGUGGACUUACAAUAAAGGUGCGCGGAAGAUGGAAUCUUAGAAUUUUUAUAUGAAGCAAAACAUCUCCGAGGUUUCAGUUCAACAGCAAAAUGUGAAAAAACAAUCUAUCCGUGUUUGUAAAUAGUUUUAAAGGAAUGUCGUUGAUAACUAAUUCAUGUUUAUAUUCAUUAUUUAAUUUGAAGUAUAAUAUAAUCACAUGCG